Molecule: messenger RNA, 354 nt
Organism: Adineta ricciae
Lineage: Eukaryota; Metazoa; Rotifera; Eurotatoria; Adinetida; Adinetidae
Source: the annotation of a GenBank genome assembly
AUGUCGCUUUUUUCCAAUCCAUUCACUAUCAAGAAAACCAAACCGCGAAAGUAUGUUUCGCGUAGCCCACUCAAACUACCAGCUGAUGAAAUGGCUCGUGAAUUAGGCCCACGCUACGGAGAGAUUGAUGUUAGAGUAGCCGAGAAGAAGAUUGUCUUCGAUCUUGAAAAUGGCGAUUGGAAUACUGCGGGCGCAGAAAGUCUCGGCAGUGGAGCAUCGAGUGCUUCGGCACAAAAACUCAACAAACAAGUGACAGUUUUACAAGAAGAGAAUAAUAUGUUAAAACUAAAAGUUGACGUUUUAUUAAAUCUUGUUGCCGAAUCUAUUGCCGAAUUAUCAUCUACACAGAAGUGA